AUGUUACAAUCAGAUGAUUUAUCUGAGGAAGUCAUUGAAAAUGAAAGCCGAUACGAAGAUUAUGAUGCAGUUUUUAAGGAAUGGGAAGACUCUAAAAUAAUUGAAUUGGUGCCAGAAUCUGAAAUCGGCGAAGCUUCUCACUACCUACCCCACAGAGGAGUUUUUAAGGAACAUUCUACAACUCGUGUCAGGCCAGUAUUUGAUGCCUCUUCUCAUGAAAAAGGUUUUCCUUCGCUGAAUGACUGUCUUGAGAAGGGACCUAAUCUCUUAGAAGAAAUACCGACAUUGUUAAUGAAAUUUCGGAUGGACAACAUUGGUGUAGUAUCAGACAUUGAAAAGGCCUUCCUGCAAAUUUCUGUUGUUAAGGAAGAUCGAGACUUCCUUCGUUUCCUCUUGUGGGAAGAUUUUAAAAGGAAAAAAUUUAAGAUUUUUCGACACAAUAGAGUAGUUUUUGGACUCACGCAUAGUCCUUUCCUUUUGUCUGCAGUAAUAAAUGCAAUUCCAGAAGCAGGUUCAUUAGAUAUUAAAGACACUGCUGAUAGUUUAAAAAAGCCCUUUUAUGUUGACAAUUGCAUAACUUCAGUACCUAGUCAACACAAGCUUGAGAAAUUUAUUCAGGAAUCGACCCAAUUGUUACAUAGUGCAUGUUUUGAUCUCAGAGGAUGGGAAUACUCGCACGACAAUUCCAAAGUUGAAAAGCCUACUCAUGUGUUGGGAUUACACUGGGACAAACAGCAAGAUAGCAUCUUUUGCGAUUUGAACAAUAUUAAAGAAGUGAAACCUAUUCUAACAAGAAUAUGUGUUUUGUCUACAGUUCACAACAUUUUUGAUCCUCUUGGUAUUUUGUGCCCAUUCACUCUACCUCCUAAAAUCAUAGUACAGCACGUGGACUCUUAA
Molecule: messenger RNA, 897 nt
Organism: Parasteatoda tepidariorum (common house spider)
Lineage: Eukaryota; Metazoa; Arthropoda; Arachnida; Araneae; Theridiidae
Source: RefSeq, a predicted model, not a curated record